UCAACAGUGUCACAGUCCAUGUCAGUCAUUUUUGUUGAUGACUUUUGCUCACAGACCUCUUUGGUGAUCUGGCAUACCACCAGUGGUCCCCAGACCACAGUUUGAGAAUCACUACUUUAGACAAACCAUCUAAUCUGAGUGAACAUGAAUGAAAAUGUUAUCAUUCUUGAGGUGGACUUUGUUUUGAUUUUAUUUUUUUAUAAUUUCAGGAGGGCACCAAGGAACUUAAUUUAAGGAACAUGCUUUCUGUGUCAAUGGAUGGACCUGCAGUAAAUUGGAAGUUCAUGGAUCUCCUACAACUGGAACAUGCAGAACAGUUUGGGGGGAUUCAACUCCAAGUGGUAGGAAGCUGUGGUAUCCACACCCUACACAAUUCAUUUAAAGGUGGAUUUGAGGUGUGGCAUGUAGAAAAGGUGCUGAGAUCUCUCCACUAUCUCUUCAAUAAUGCCCCAGCAAGAAGAGAGGACUUCACAUCUGCAACACUGUCAUCCACAUUCCCCUUAUCCUUCUGUGGCCAUCGCUGGCUCGAAAAUGUGCCUGCUGCAGAGAGGGCCAUUGAAAUUUGGCCCUCUAUUGAGAAGUUUGUUGACCAAGUGUCAACAAAGAAGGUGAAGAACCAAGGAAAUGCAUCAUUCGACACCCUCUCUGAGGCAAGAAAGGAUCCUCUUAUCUGUGCCAAACUCCACUUCUUUGUGUUCAUAGCAAGAGUCUUUCAACCAUUUCUGGAAAAAUAUAAAAAAGAUGCUCCCAUGAUGCCCUUCCUGUGGAAUGACUUGGAGGAUUUGAUAAGGAGCCUUCUCAAACGAUUCAUCAAGCGCGAUGCUUUGCCCUCGAGUCCAUAUAAGCUAGUGAGGCUCGAUGUCACAGACCAGAAGCUUUGGCUUGGCACAAAUGAUGUUGACAUUGGCAUGGGUGCAGCAGCUGUUAUCAAGGUGGGUGUGUUCAGUUUCAUCAAAGUAGUUCACAAUGACAUGUAGAUAUCAACACUGGAUAAGUGCCCUCUAAAAUAUGCCACUGUCCAUAACAUGAUGUGCCUGGACCCAAGAAAAAUGUAUUCCAGCCCUGACGAAUGCCUACAGAAACUGAAACGCCUCAUUGAGAAGUUUGUGCUGGACAAACAGUUGACAGGCGGGAUAUCUUCUGGUAAAUUAUAGGAAUAAGAAUAGAAUGGCACUCACUGUUUACACACUUCCUUCCAUUUGUAUCAGUCAAGACCAAUACCUAUAACACUGUAACAUAAAAUUCAACAUGUAUUCCCAUUUCUGUGUACAUAUUUGAUACUAUUCACUGACUUCAAAUGAUCAGGUAAAGGUAAAGUUAUGUAGUCUACUAUUUAAACAGGCCAUUCCACAAAAAAAAAAAACUACACUUGUUUUUUUGUUUUGUUUUUGCAUGUGUUUUUUUAAAAAUAGGGCAGGUUGGCAUGACCUGAGUGCAAACCAAUGAGCUACAGAACCCAGGCAUUUUUCUUUGUAAAAAUAUUACUCAUGAAAGGGAUUAACAGAAAAUAUAUGGAAUCAGUGUGGAUUGGUCUCUUUAAAAGAACGCAACUUUGCCUUUUAUGUUGUGAUGCUAAUUUUUUAUUCACACUGGCUCAAUUCGAGAAAUUUGCAUAUCUUUGGAGAAUGAUGCAGAUAGAAUGGCAGAGCAAGCCGAAAGUUCAGGUGGUAGUAAAAUGGCCACAUUGAUCACAGAAUCCAAUUCUUUGAGGAGACGAGCUAAAGAUAAACAUAAAGAACUAAUUGAGUUGGAUGCAGAAAUUGAAAACAAGAUUGUAGAAUUAACAAAACUGUCAUGAGGGCUUUGAGUUUGAGAACUUAAAUGUUGAAGGUUUACAUGUACCUUUAGUGAUUUAUUUGGAUUAUUUGCUGAAUGUUACUGUCUGGGCCUAGAAAAUCAGUUCCUUUUUUGUUUGAUCAGCACUGUGGCUUUAUAGGUAAGUCCGAAGCUGUUUCUCUAUUAUUUGUCUUCCCAUGUAAGCAUGACUGUUUUCAUGCUAUUCUGUUUGUAUACUGUUAUACAUGUAUAUCUUUGAAUUGCCAGAUUGGCAUUAUUAUUGAGCAUAUUGGAAGUU
Megalobrama amblycephala (Wuchang bream) is the source of this 2074-nucleotide messenger RNA. RefSeq lists its product as uncharacterized. The transcript is spliced from 2 exons. The coding region runs from base 240 to 977 and encodes 245 amino acids. NCBI's taxonomy places the organism in Eukaryota, Metazoa, Chordata, Actinopteri, Cypriniformes, Xenocyprididae. The record is from RefSeq and is a predicted model, not a curated record.